CAUCGUUUAGCAAACCAUGUCUGCAUCUUUUCUUUUCGCAAUUCAGACUCGGCGCAUAGGUAGUACGUAUAAAAAACAGCUUUCGUCAGGAACAAACUCGCAAUAUUCUUAAAUGAUCCAUAGUUUUUGUUCUACAUCCGAUAUCCUGUAAGCAUGCAUGCUUUACUUCGUAACCCGGUGAAGGAAACCCCGCCACAGCCACAUAACUUGGCUGCAUGCACCAUGUCCCCGUCCCCGUCCCCGUCCCCCUCUUCAGCUGAGCUCGCCAGGCUGUGACUUUGCAUCAGCAUUCCUCAAAUCUAAGACGGACAGGCGCUCUUGCCGCAUCCGUUUCUAGCAAUGCCGUGGCAAAGGGUACCUUUGAUGAUUUUCUCGGAAUUCUUCCCCAAUUCGACAUCAGGAACCCGCCCAGACAUGUCUAACAACGAAAACGUCUGUGUCGGUUGUAAGCAUUCGAUCGCGGACGAAACGAUCAAAGGGGACUUUACCCUGAGACAUGACGCAUUUCGGAUUGAAUUCGAAGAAACCGUCGUGGGAGCAAGGUCUGGGUGCCGAAACUGCGCUCUCAUCCUCGAUGCUAUCACCACUUCUGUUGGGAAUGAACACCCAAAUUCGACCAGAAAAUCAUUCUGGAUUUUGAGUUUACCACGCAAUCAACAACUUACAAUUAUGUUGGGCGAUGGUAUCGAGAUCUUCCGUUCCAAUUACCAUCCACAAGGUUCUGAGCGUCGCAGAUUGGAUAUAUGGAACGUCAAGGAGUUACGCGCACUCUCUGGCGAUACAUCCUCCCAACAAACCUUUCGUGUGAUUCAGGACUGGAGGACUAGUUGUAUGGAGCAUCACGAGCAGUGUAUGCAACGGGUGGUCAGUCCACUACCUAAGAGAAUCCUCGAGAUCGGGGCUACUCGUAUAUACCUUAGAGAGCAACCUAGCAGUCCAGCUUCAUACGCUUGUCUUAGUCAUUGUUGGGGGCCGCAUGGCCCGGCUCUCCAGUUGAAAGCUGAUACUUUGGAGUAUCUGAAUAAGGGUUUUGUAACAUCCGAUCUGCCUCAGACGUUCCGAGAUGCCGUGGAGGUCUGUCGUCGUCUACAAAUCCGCUACAUUUGGAUUGAUGCACUAUGCAUUCUUCAAGACAACGAAGAGGACUGGAAAGAAGCUGCUGCCACGAUGGCCAGUAUCUACGAAAAUUCGCACAUCACUAUUGCAGCUACCGCUAGCCAGGACAGUGACGGCGGUUUAUUCUCUCAUCGGCCUGCAGUGAGACGUCUGAACAAGCAUCCGUACCUGUGCGUCCGGACUUCAAUAGACAGCUUCCCAAUGAAAUCCAUGGGUAUUCCGCCGAAUUCAAUGCCACUGCUAACCCGCGCCUGGGUGUACCAAGAACGAAGGCUAUCAACCCGCACCAUACAUUUUGGGAAAGGACAGGUGUACUGGGAGUGCCAGUCUCAAUUUGCCUCUGAGGAUGCUGGCGAAGACCGGAUCUGGCAAACGCACGGCGAAGAUCGAGGCCACUUUUGGGAAGUAGAUUGGGGAGAUCAAACUCUCAACGCCAGUAAGCAUUGGCAGAAGAUGGUCAUGGAGUACACCGCCCUGCGACUGACCUACGAGAGCGAUCGUUUGCCUGCUAUUGCGGCCUUGGGGGAAAGAACGUCGAAACUGCGGAAAGCAGACGACGUCUAUAUCUCGGGAAUGUGGAAGAAUAGCAUACUUGCAGACCUUUUGUGGGAACUGAAUUGGAAAUCUCGCAGACCGCGCCCCACCCAGAUGGUCCCUUCUUGGUCUUGGGCAUCAACGCAGAGCUUAGGGAUUAUGUGGGACUCUACUAUUAAAUUCCCCGAACGAACCAAAGUCGUCAGCUUGGAGUAUACUGCUAUUGGUGCCGCCAAUCUUGGAAAAGUCAUCGACGCUAGCAUCACCUUGAGCGUACCCGUUUUGAACUUGACUGCCGCAGAUGAGCUUGUUCCAGCUGAUAUCAAUGGUCUUAAUAAUCACGAGCGCUUCGAGGACAUCUUCAAGUCAACUUCGUUCGAGCAACUAUUCAGACAAUAUGGCCUGAGUGUUAAAUCGAGUGCCUUUAAAAACGACUACGACUUGACCACCGCCAAUCCCCCAAAUAUCUAUGGACGUAACAUAAAGCUCUUGGUUGCGAGGUAUCGCGAUGUUUAUUUGAGCGGAAUCGUCAUUCAGCGAACAACCGAGAAUGCCGAGAAGUACGAGAGGAUAGGUUUUCUUUCUGUUUGCAUGGAAACGACCAAAUCCGGAGUCUUGGAGCAGAACGAUGGAGAUUUGGAAGAAAGUGACGAGUAUCGUCAAGAGAAAAUUGGAGAGACGAAAGAAGGAAUAGACAGCCUAAUAAUGGCAUUGCCGAUGGAAGAGGUGAAAAUUGUGUAAACAUUUACUAUGCAAUUAGUCAUGAGCACGUAGUUAUCGUCUUGUUCACUACGAAAUGUAGGCUACCUAUACUUAGGAUUGUGAACAGAAAUAUCCGACUAGGCUUGUUGUCC
Molecule: messenger RNA, 2504 nt
Organism: Alternaria rosae
Lineage: Eukaryota; Fungi; Ascomycota; Dothideomycetes; Pleosporales; Pleosporaceae
Product: heterokaryon incompatibility protein-domain-containing protein
Exons: 4
Coding region: 340-2391 (683 amino acids)
Source: RefSeq, a predicted model, not a curated record